UUAUCACACCCUCUAGUUUUGUUGUAGUUUUCAAAAAACGAACGUGCAAAAUUUAUUUUCAGAACAACAGAUUGUACUUUUAUUAUUAUUUGAGCAUAAUUUCAAAAAUAAAAACACAUUGAUAAUUUGUUCAAAUCUCAAGCAAUCACCCAAAUACACAAAUUUUUAACUGUUGAAACUAAUUUUCUGGUUUAGUUGAGAAAAAAAUAACUUGUUUGUAUCAUUAAUGCUCAAAAUCUAAUUCUUUUGGCUUAUGCUCACAAAAACAAAUACUUUAGUUAUAAGCUCCAUGAACUUUGAAGUCCUAAAUUCUUGAUUGUGAAAACUGUACUGGAAUUUUUGCUUUUAAGAACUCGAGGAGCCGAUUUUUAUCUUCUUAUCAAUCCAGUUUUAUUCAAUUAGUUCUCUUCUCACCCUUUACCAUUUCUUUUGACGAAAACGCCUUUUCCGAACUCUACCGCAAAUUCUGACCCUUUGCAAACUUCAAAUCAAACUCAUCUUUGUCUUCACACCCUCAUUACAGAAAGAGGUACCAUUCAACAACCAUGGCAACAUAUAGACGCAUGCCUCAAUUCGGCGUGGACGAUGAUGUUUCUGUUGAAUGCCCGGGAUGCAAGAAAACCUUCCAUUACACAGAAGAUACCUUUGAAAUCCCAUGCGGACAUUGUCUUUGUAAGAGUUGUGCUAUGGACCUUGCUUCAAAGACAGUGCAGCAAUGUCCAAAUAAGAAAUGCAAAAGCCACAAAGUGUCACCCAGGCGACGCCUUAAACUCAAAUUUGAGGAUUACCCUUGCAGACCUGCAUCUGCUUUGGACAGAAACUCGAUUGUCUUGCCACCCCCAGAACAAGAAAGGCCAAAUACUGCUAGUUCAGUGGCAUCUUCAAUCCGAUCUCAUUCUGAUUUCGCCUCGGUCGUUUACUGUGAGAAACACCCAACUUCCACAGUUCGCUACUUCUGCCACAUCUGCGAAGUGGAGCUAUGCGAGGAAUGUUGGAAGAACGAACACGAUGAAGAUGACUAUCGCAAACAUAAUGUAGGAUUCAUCAAGGUCAAUCUAGAGCCUCAAAAAGAGAUCCAAAAACGAAUUGUCGAAAACAAGAAAGACUGUCAAAAAAUGAGCCGCAUUUUGGAGGACUGGAAGGCGAUCGUCCAACAGGCGCAGAUUGCAGAAAAUAAACAAAACGAAGUUUUGAAAACUAGCACAGCCAAUCAGCUUGAGCAGAAAUCAGACAUUGUUCGCAAUCUGGUUCAAAAUCACAUCACGGAUGUUCGUAAAUUUAAAGAAACAAUUUUGACCGAACUUGAAGAACUUGAAAGAAAGCAGAGAAGCAUCUUAGGGGAUUCUUUUGACAGCGAUUAUGAUCGCUUAUCGAUUCAUAGCUCCUCAUCGACGCUUGAUGGAGGAGGGAGCAGCAGAGUUGAAACGCCAGUCUCCGAGGAGCUAUUGGGCGCAGUUGGAGGAGGUGACAAUGGAAAUACGACUCCAGUUCAACCGAAUAAGAAUGUGGCUUCGACUUUGAAAAGAGGAAAAAAGAAAGAGUUGGUGCGAGUUACAAAGAGUGCGAUUGGAGAUGAGAAGAUUGAGUGUAGUAGAGCUGUGUACAAUACUGCCACGAAAGAAGUGAUUUGUCUUGCUAAUACCACUAUAACAGUGUUAAGACUAAACGGGCCAAAUGGGAAGUUUGAAGUGAGUAAGAAGAUGAAGUUGAACUCAGACGCAAAAAACGAUUUAUGUGACAUUACACUAGACAGCAAUAACUCUCUCUAUGGUGUGAUUUGGAAUAAGGGAACCAGAGUGAAGAGAGUGGCAGUGCUGGACAUAAUGAAGAACAAGGAACUGAUCGAGGAGAGAGAACUACUCGACACUGAGGGACUACUCAAUGGAAAAUAUGUAUAUUAUUGGAGAUUGUGUGCUGUAGGCGAGACAGUGGCUGUGGUAGUGGAGGAUUUGAGAGGAGAUGAGCGGGAAUACAACAGUGUGACUUUGUAUCGUAGUCAUAUCCGACAACAAACUGUACAACUCAAUAUCAGUUUAAACGUUCGUUGCUCUGGUCAAAGAGUAUUGGUGAAUGAGAACACACUGUUACUUGUCUCUGAUAAAAGAACAAUAGCAGUGGUCUCUUUGCCUUCACAGCAAACUACAACAGCAACAACAUCUGCACAUACUUCUAAAUUAACUUCAAACACAUCUCAAAAACUGCAGCCCAAAUCCAUCAAGUACAUUCGACUCUCUGGCAUGGAGAAUAUUUAUUCAUUAGUAUGGAUACCAUCUGAAGAAAGUGUGCAGUCAGAUGCUGCGGAAGGGUACUUGUUUGCUUCAGAUCUUUGUGGUGAUUUCUCUCAUGUUUACAAAAUAAAUUUAGAGAAAGAUAUGGCAGAGGUGGCUGAAGGAGAGGAGAGAACAAUUUCCCCUAUGGAAGGAAUAGGUUGCACCUCCAACCUGCAACAAUGGGCUUUCGGUGACCAAAAUUCCAUCAUCCCGCGAGAGACUUCAGUCGCGCAAAGUCGCAACAUAGCUAAUUUGGGUCCCGCAAAGUCGCAACAUAGCUAA
This is a messenger RNA of Symsagittifera roscoffensis, 2552 nucleotides long. RefSeq lists its product as uncharacterized. Bases 546 to 2552 code for a protein of 668 amino acids. Lineage: Eukaryota; Metazoa; Xenacoelomorpha; Acoela; Convolutidae. The record is from RefSeq and is a predicted model, not a curated record. The transcript is spliced from 4 exons. Gene Ontology annotation, molecular function: zinc ion binding.